GCAAAAUCAGCCAGUUUUAGGCCACUUCUAUGGUGUUUCUUCUGUUAUUAUUAUUUGUUUUUACUUGAGUGUGUGUUUUUAAUAAUAAUCAUAGCUAUGCGUCAAAUCAUUCGUGCAUAAAAUACAGCGUUGCAGUCGACUUUGGCUGCAGACACAGAUUAGAAACUGUUUAUCAAUUUAUUACGUGUCGCCUUUGGUCAACCACUUUUCAAUAUGUUGCUUUAUAUGUGUAUCGCUUUGUUUGUAACCUGUGUGUCUUCUACGGAAACGCAAAUUACACAAACAGUUUACGGGUUUUUGGAUUUCACAACUACUAUUGGAAAUACAGUAAUGGUAUUCUCUCCACAAAGCUCUCCUCAAUUCGAACUUUCCAUAAACAAGACCACUCCAAGUCCAAUAAGUAUUAUCGAAACCAGACCGCCCUCACAUGACAAAGAGACGAGUAAAAGUGGAAUUAAACCGACGCCACUGACAGCAACAAGCUUUAAAGUGGAUGCUGAAACCACUUCCACAGUUGAAAACAAUAAUAUAAUUAGUUUAUCGAAUACUCCGAUUAAAACGUUAGACUAUCCUGAAUAUGCUUUACUUUCUCGCCAGCCCGAAGAAUUCGCUGAAGAGACUUUCCGCUUGGUAAACUUAAAAAGUCGAGCAGAUCCUGAAAGACAACGAAUAUAUCAGUCAAAGCGGGAGAACAAUCAUAAUCUGUCCUCCGGCCUGUUUUUAAAAAAGGGCGAAAGUUCAUCGAAAAAUAGCGCUUUAGGCUCAAAACCUUCAACAAAAUAUGCACAAGCACCUCAAUCCAUAACAAGUACUGAAAAGAGGAACAAAAACCGUGCAACAUCUUCAUCGCGAGUAUUAAAAACGAUAACUCCAUCGAUUCAACCAAGCAAGACACCAAUAGAAUCAACGCCUCAGCAGAAUGGAUAUACUAAAAGUAGUCGUAAAAGUAAUCGGGAACCAGGCGAAAAACGAAAAUCAUCUCGCAAUAAGGGAAAGAGGAGACAUAAGAAUACGCAUAGUUCAAGCACGCAAAUUACGGCAACUGCGGUAGACACAAGUUCACGUCGUUCAUUUAGAACAAAAACCAGCCAGCAACAUAAUCAACAACAGCAACAACCACAACAGCCUGAGGAAAAUAUACAAAAUCUUAGCCAAAAUACCUUAAAGCUGAAUAGACGACCUGGACGCUGGCAGUAUAAAUCAGCGCCAAAACCGAAAGUUAACAUAAGAAAAACUUCGAGCAACACGACUCGAACAGCUACAACCACCACUGAUAUCCCCAAUGAAACUCUUUUGGAAGUAGACGAUAAAUAUCAAUUACCAAAGGCCAAUAAUCUGGGCAGAGACUUGGAAGCAGUUGGUUCUCAAAACUCAGUUGUAGCUGAUAAUGAUGAAUUGAAGCCCAAAAACUUUGUACGGACAUUGAAUGUCGAGAUAUCGACACCUAGCAAUUUUGUAGAUACUUACUAUGAAAUAGCUACCAUAAAAAGUCCAUUUGUAUUCCAGGCAGGACUCGUGAAGAAGACCCGGUUCUUGACGAUAACUUCAACUAUUGAAAAAACGAUAAAAACUGCGCAAAUUGAGGAAUACUCAAGUGAUGAUGGUCCAUUGUCUGAAAACAUUUUGGAGUCCACAAUGCCGAUGAUCGAACCAACUUUAGAUGGGAGUAUUUCAACAUUAAAGCCUAUAUAUAUCACUGAUAGCCUCGAGACUCCAGAGCUGGAGACAAUAACGGAUUCAUUUUCCAUUACUCAAACUAAAUUGAGAACACAGAUCUUGCCAAUAAUUUUUGAAAAGAAAAAUGAAACAGUACAGAUAACGCUAGUACAAACCUUUGACUAUACUAGCUUAGUAACGGUCACUCAAACAAUCUCGCCAAUUAGGGACAAUUUUAUUCCAGCUAAAAACUUUAAAGACUUUGCCGCCAUUUUGGAUGAGGCUGGCUCGGAAUUGAAUUUGGACCUUGAAUUUGGUGAUGAAGGCAAUGCAGGUCAAUUCGAUGCAAAAAUCAAUUCUAAUAAUAAGUUGGAGCCUAAGGGUAUUUUAAAUUCAACAAAUAUUCUUCCCAAUAUACAAUUGAAUAGCCCGGAAAAGUUAAAUAACCCCGAAAUUUCAGUUUUGAAUCCACUAUCUCCCAGUAAUAAUGUUAUUACUUCCACACGUCCAGUAAUUAAGCUUGAAACUAUUUGGGAAUCCUACGUAGUACCUCUUCAAAGGGGAACUGAUAGUAUAUUAAGAACAUUGUCCAAGUCCGUAGGUGUUAUUGAAAAAACUGAUUACGUUACCGAAGUAUCCACAUUGCCAAUAUUGCCGCCGAUGUCACAAUUUCCAUAUUCCAUCAAUCCGUUUAACCCGUAUAAUCCCCUAUUAGGCCUUCCCCAACAGCAAUUUAUUACAUCUACUUCUAUAUUGAACACAUUAAUUACAGCAACGAGUAGUAAAGUAUUAAAACUAACAUUUGGAGCAAGAACCGCCUAUACAACAAUAUUUUCCACUUCCGUUGUUCCUACUGCAGUUACUCAAUUGAUUACAGCUACUCUCCCAAUUCAAAACUCUGGAUCAUUCCCGAACUAUUACCCACCUCCAUUCAACCCAUUUGCUUACGUUGGUUAAGGUACGGUUUAAAACCUUAAAUCACUCCCUGUGAAUUACUAAAAUGAAAAUACUCAAAUUUAUUUCGAAUACUCACAUAAACAAUUCAUUCAUAUCGAAUUUGAAAAAGCACUCAAGUCUUUUCCGACUUUUUGCUUAUACUUAAUGCUCAAAGUAAUGAGCUAACUUUCUAUUUUGAAAAUUUUUUGACGAUUUUUAUUGCACCUACACUUAGAAAACAUCUAUUUUCUAUUCUUUAAAAUGGUGCUCAAAUAUGUUAAAAAUAAUAAAA
Molecule: messenger RNA, 2884 nt
Organism: Drosophila innubila
Lineage: Eukaryota; Metazoa; Arthropoda; Insecta; Diptera; Drosophilidae
Product: probable serine/threonine-protein kinase nek3
Exons: 7
Coding region: 214-2613 (799 amino acids)
Source: RefSeq, a predicted model, not a curated record